Messenger RNA from Verticillium dahliae VdLs.17, 2547 nucleotides. RefSeq names its product serine/threonine-protein kinase CLA4. Gene Ontology annotation, cellular component: cytoplasm. Bases 1 to 2547 code for a protein of 848 amino acids. Lineage: Eukaryota; Fungi; Ascomycota; Sordariomycetes; Glomerellales; Plectosphaerellaceae. Gene Ontology annotation, biological process: protein phosphorylation; regulation of MAPK cascade; intracellular signal transduction. The transcript has 3 exons. Gene Ontology annotation, molecular function: protein serine/threonine kinase activity; ATP binding. The record is from RefSeq and is a predicted model, not a curated record.
AUGGCUAACGACCGCAGCGUCUACUCGUCCGGCCAGUUCAUGAACCCAGGCCCGGCCCCGAGACCUCCCACCGACAACAGACCCAGACUCGCCCUCACCCCCAAUGCCAACCUCCCCGGUAGCAUGGCCAACAUGGCCAUCUCCCCCAUCCGGAGCACCACCACUUCGACCUACACCGGCUCCACCAUUUCUCUGCCCAUCGCACGUCAAAACUCGAGCCAGACCGAUGGCAUGGGCGGCGUCGCCAUCAGGAAGGAGGGUUGGGCGCAAGUAAAAGAAAGCAAGAACUUCAUCAACCCCUGGAAACAGAGGCUACUUGUCCUCCGCAAAGAGUCGCUCGACUUCCACAAGACGGAAGGCGGCAAGGUCGCCUACACACUGUACCUGAAAGAUGUCGUCAACGUCGGCCGAGUCGAGGCUGCAGGCACCAUCUUUGAGAUCAAGAGGAACCCCAACGGGUCGUCCAACAGCCCCGGCGAGGACGACGGACAAACCAAGACGCUGCAGAUCCGAGUCAAGAGCGACGAUGAUCUGUAUGAAUGGAUUGACCUCAUCUACGGCGCAUGCCCUGGUAUGGGAGGCGUCAGCAACCCCACCAACUUCUCCCACGCCGUUCACGUCGGCUUCGAUCCCCAGACUGGCGAGUUCGUCGGCCUGCCACCCGAGUGGUCAAAGCUGCUCAACUCAUCCGCCAUUACAAAGGAGGAUUACGAGCGCAACCCGCAAGCUGUCUUUGAGGUCCUCGACUUCUACUCCGACCUCACGAAGCGUGCCGGCAAUCCCCAACAGUACUCAAGCCUCACACCCACGCCGCCCGUGUCCAGUCAGCAGAACAAGCAGCUUGGCUACGGCAAUGCAGGCGCCGGCGUAGCGCCGCCUCGCCCGAUGCCCCCCUCGCAGCCACAGAGACAGCCUAGCUACAACACGCAGGCCUCGCCCCAGAGCCAGAGGAAGCCGUCGGCGUCAGAUCAACAAGACCAGAUGCAACGUCAGCAGAUGCAAAUGCAGGAGACCCGUGAUCGGGAACUUCAGCAGCGCGACCAGCGUGAUCGCGAUGCCCAGCGCAUGCGGCAGAUGGAAGCACAACGGCAGCGUGAGAUUGACGAGGCUAACCGUCGUGACCUGGAAGCCUACAACGCAGCCAUCCCCAAAACCAAGGUCCCGAUGGCCCAGCAAGAGCUCGGCGGCUUCGGAGGUGGUGGCUCUUCCUCCCCGUCUCCCUCGGAUCGCUACAACCCUUCCAGAGCCGCACCGCCGGCGCCGAAAGCCAGCAACCAGCAGGUCGGCAGCCUGCGCGCACAGCGUCCCGCACCCUCUCCCCCCACGGCCGGCUCCACACGGCCGCCCCUCAGCUCGCAGCAGAGCUCCAGCUCUCUGCGGGAUCCCAACCAGGCUCAACGAGCGCCGCCGCGACCUGACCCGAACCAACAGCGUUACCCGAACGGCAGCUCAGCCUCGCAGCCCCGGCCGAACGGCCCCAGCCAGGCCCAGGCUCCGUCACGCCUCCCCGCGCCUGUGAAGCCCUUGAACGUCAACAAGGCCCCGGCGCCCCAGCCGUCGGACGGCGUCAAGGCGGCCGAGGCGGCCUUGUCUGCAAAGGCCCCGGCAUCCGAGCGUAAGCAGGAUGUGCGCAUGUCAACCAUGUCCGAGGGUGAGGUGAUGGCCAAGCUCAAAGAAGCUGUUUCCAAGGACGACCCCAACCUAUCGUACUCGAAGCAAAAGAAGAUUGGCCAGGGUGCCUCAGGCUCCGUCUAUGUCGCCAAGGUCAAGGAGACGGCUCAAUCGCCUAUUGCCCGUGAACUGUUGCGGUCGCAAGGUCUCAAGGCCCAAGUCGCCAUUAAGCAAAUGGACCUCGCACACCAGCCGAGGAAGGAGCUCAUUGUCAACGAGAUUAUGGUCAUGAAGGACAGCCGACACCGCAACAUUGUUAACUUCCUGGACGCUUUCCUACGCAACAACAACUCGGAGCUGUGGGUUGUCAUGGAAUUUAUGGAGGGCGGUGCCCUCACGGAUGUGAUUGACGGCAAUACGAGCAUCAGCGAGGAGCAGAUUUCGACCAUCUGCCUCGAGAACAUUAUUCACCGUGAUAUCAAGAGUGACAAUGUGCUUUUGGACGCCCGUGGUAAUGUGAAGAUUACCGACUUUGGCUUCUGCGCCAAGCUCACAGAAAGCAAGUCGAAGCGUGCGACCAUGGUCGGCACGCCGUACUGGAUGGCACCUGAGGUGGUCAAGCAGAAGGAGUACGGCCCCAAGGUGGAUAUCUGGUCGCUAGGCAUCAUGGCCAUUGAGAUGAUCGAGUCGGAGCCGCCAUACCUCAACGAGGAGCCGCUCAAGGCGCUGUAUCUCAUCGCGACGAACGGUACGCCGCGUCUCAAGAAGCCGGAGAAGCUGAGCAAGGAGCUCAAGGCCUUCCUGUCGGUAUGCUUGUGCGUGGACGUCAUGAGCCGUGCCUCGGCGGAGGAGCUGCUGCUGCACGAUUUCCUCAAGCACGGAUGUCCUCUGUCGAGCCUCGCGGAUCUCCUCGCCUUCAAGAAGACGGCCAAAUAA